Otolemur garnettii (small-eared galago) is the source of this 1002-nucleotide messenger RNA. RefSeq names its product ribosome biogenesis protein NSA2 homolog. Gene Ontology annotation, cellular component: nucleolus; preribosome, large subunit precursor. NCBI's taxonomy places the organism in Eukaryota, Metazoa, Chordata, Mammalia, Primates, Galagidae. The record is from RefSeq and is a predicted model, not a curated record. Gene Ontology annotation, biological process: maturation of LSU-rRNA; maturation of 5.8S rRNA.
UGACCUUUUCCUGUCGCAACGGUAGUGUGUGGAAUCGGCUCGUGGAUCUGUGAGACCCGAAGAUCGACAGCGUCUUCGUACCCCAGAGGCUGUGCCAGGCAGCUCUGCGACCGUCAUCAUGCCACAAAAUGAAUAUAUUGAAUUACAUCGUAAACGCUAUGGAUAUCGGUUGGAUUGCCAUGAGAAAAAGAGAAAAAAAGAAAAUCGAGAGGCUCAUGAAAGGUCAAAGAAGGCAAAGAAGAUGAUUGGUCUGAAGGCUAAGCUCUACCAUAAACAGCGCCAUGCUGAGAAAAUACAAAUGAAAAAGACUAUCAAGAUGCAAGAAAAGAGAAACACCAAACAAAAGGAUGAUGAAAAGACUCCACAGGGAGCAGUACCUGCCUAUCUGUUGGACAGAGAGGGACGGUCCCGAGCCAAAGGACUCUCCAAUAUGGUUAAACAAAAACGGAAAAAGAAAGCGGGCAAAUGGGAAGUCCCUCUGCCCAAAGUUCGUGCCCACGGAGAAACAGAAGUAUUAAAAGUUAUUCGAACAGGAAAGAGAAAGAAGAAGGCAUGGAAGAGGAUGGUUACUAAAGUCUGCUUUGCUGGAGAUGGCUUUACAAGAAAACCACCUAAAUAUGAAAGAUUCAUCAGGCCACUGGGCUUGCGUUUCAAGAAGGCUGUAACACAUCCUGAACUGAAAGCCACCUUUCGCCUGCCGAUACUUGGUGUAGAGAAGAAUCCCCCAUCUCCAUUAUAUACAACUUUGGGUGUUAUUACCAAAGAGGCCACUGAGGUCAAUGUGAGCAAGCUGGGCCUUGUGACACAAGGGGGCAAGGUUAUUUGGGGGAAAUAUGCCCGGGUUACCAACAAUCCUGAAAAUGAUGGAUGCAUAAAUGCAGUCUUACUGGUUUGAUAACCAUUUCACACAAGUAACUUACACAACAAUUGAGAAAACCAGCAUUACUGUGAUGUUUCGGAAUGCUACCAAACAGCCUUACAUGUCUGCAGUCAUUAAGAGAA